UUCAUAAACCAAACACACCACUGGUCACAAAGUUUUUCCUUAAUACUUAAUUUUCUUCUUCCACCUUCUCACUGUCACAAUCUCUUCACAAAAAUGGGGAAAAACACAAAGAAAAACACAACAACCUACGAAGAUGUAAACGACAACACUUGGUUUUGGUUAAUUCAAAAAGGAACAACAACAACAACAUUCACAACAAUCACAUUAUUUGCAUUACUGAUCCGUUUCAUGGUUUCAUUGUACCCUUAUUCAGGAUCCGGAAACCCACCAAAAUUCGGAGAUUUCGAAGCACAAAGACAUUGGAUGGAGAUAACAAUAAAUGUUCCAAUUCGUGAAUGGUAUAGAAAUGGAACGGAUAAUGAUUUGAGUUAUUGGGGUCUUGAUUAUCCUCCUCUUACUGCUUACCAGAGUUUUCUUCAUGGAAUUUUUCUCAGAUUCUUUUGUCCUCAUUGUGUUUCUCUUUUUGAUUCUAGAGGUCAUGAAUCCUAUCUUGGAAAACAACUGAUGAGGUGGACAGUGAUAUCAUCCGAUGUCCUGAUAUUCUUUCCGGCUGUUUUGUACUUCCUUAUUGUUCAUUAUAAACAACCUUCACCGAGCCGUAAAAGUGAUUUGGCGUGGCACACUACAAUGCUUUUGCUAAACCCGUGUUUGAUCUUAAUCGAUCACGGUCACUUUCAGUUCAACUGUAUCAGCUUGGGCUUUACUGUUGCAGCUGUUGCUGCUAUCCUCUCAGGGAAAGAUCUCGUUGGCUCUGUUCUGUAUUGUCUAGCUCUAAAUCAUAAACAGAUGAGUGCAUAUUUUGCGCCUGCUUUUUUCAGCCAUCUACUUGGAAAAUGCUUGAGACGUCAACAUCCACUCCUUGAGGUGUCAAAACUAGGAUUGGUGGUCUUAGGAACCUUUGUAGCAGUGUGGUGGCCUUAUCUGUAUUCAACGAAUUCCGCCUUAGAGGUCCUCUCUCGUCUUGCUCCCUUUGAAAGGGGAAUAUUUGAAGAUUAUGUGGCCAAUUUUUGGUGUGCCACUUCAAUUCUCAUCAAGUGGAAGAGAUUGUUUGCAACAGGGCCACUAAAACUUCUCAGUUUCUCUGCAACAAUUAUAUCAUGUUUUCCUUCAAUGGUUCAACAAAUAAAGUCUCCAAGUAAUCAAGGGUUCCUUUAUGGCCUGCUCAACAGUUCUUUGUCAUUUUACUUGUUUUCUUUUCAAGUGCAUGAGAAGUCCAUUUUGCUGCCACUUCUUCCAGCAACCCUGUUGGCUAUGGAAGAGCCCUUUAUUUUUCGCUGGUUCAUGCAAUUUGCCAUGCUCUCGAUGUUCCCUCUCAUGGUUCGCGAUGGCUUGAUUAUUCCAUAUUUCGCUUUAUUCGCACUCUUUUUCUUGGUACUAAAUGCACCUGGUCAACAAAAAGUUAGAGAUAACAACUUCUUAAGCAAUUAUUUAGGCUCAACAUCGAUGCAUCUUAUUUUAUGUUGUUCUUUAAUUCUUCACAUAGUUUAUUUAACCAUGCAACCUCCUAAGAAGUAUCCUUUUCUUUUUGAAGCAAUGAUUAUGAAUCUUUGCUUCUCUCAAUUUGUGAUUGUAACUCUUGGCUACAAUAUAAAGCAGUGGAUGUUAAAUAAACCUGAAAAAUUAGAAGAAAUAGAAAAGAAGCUCAUUUGACAUUGGUUUCACUUUUAAAGUUAGAUGAAUUGUUUUUGUUAUAAAGUUGGAUUAGGUGUGGCAUGUUUGAUGCAUUUUAACUAUGAUUUAUAUAAAUUUAAUUAAAGAGAUUGGCCUGCAUUGACUUA
Molecule: messenger RNA, 1778 nt
Organism: Cicer arietinum (chickpea)
Lineage: Eukaryota; Viridiplantae; Streptophyta; Magnoliopsida; Fabales; Fabaceae
Product: probable dolichyl pyrophosphate Man9GlcNAc2 alpha-1,3-glucosyltransferase
Biological process (GO): dolichol-linked oligosaccharide biosynthetic process; protein N-linked glycosylation
Cellular component (GO): endoplasmic reticulum membrane
Molecular function (GO): dolichyl pyrophosphate Man9GlcNAc2 alpha-1,3-glucosyltransferase activity
Source: RefSeq, a predicted model, not a curated record